GGAAGUGAGGCACGGGGCAUGUCCGGUGACGUCAGCGCGUCUGGACGCCAUUCGAGUUGCAGCUGUUUGAGGAGCAACAACAACAACACGAACGAACGCUCGCACGGAACCUGCACUGGACCGCGGAAGCCCGACGCUUCUUUCCCUCCCCCGGGCUUCACCGGCUUCUAACCACGGCCGCUCUCGGUGAGGAAACUCUGGCCUCCGCUUCCUCCUCCUCCGACUCGGACACCGGCGGAGCGUCGCCGCCCCCGCGGAAGAAGCACCGAGCCUCGGCGGCGGAGGGAGCAGGAGAGCCCGAGGCUUCAGCGGGCCUUGCGUCAGCGACCCACCUCAGACGAACCGGCAACAACAUGCAGUCAAACGGGACAGGACAGGACCAGAACCACUCGACCAACGCGCAGAACGGAGAGUCUUCCACCGCCGGACAUGCCAACGGCCUCCAGACAAACGUGAACGCCAGCGGGGCGCAGAGUGGAGCGAGUUCGGGGGCCUCCGGGACGACUUCGGGUUCCUUGAAGAAGAAAAAGCGCCUGUCUCAGGCGGAGGAGGAUGUCAUUCGACUUAUCGGACAGCAUCUACACGGGUUGGGAUUAAAUCAGACGGUGGACCUGUUAAUGCAGGAAUCAGGCUGUAGACUGGAGCAUUCUUCUGCCACGAAAUUCCGCAACCAUGUUAUGGAAGGAGAAUGGGACAAGGCUGAAAACGACCUCAACGAGCUGAAAGCACUGAUGCAUUCACCCAACGCUAUUGUGCGGAUGAAGUUUCUGCUGUUACAGCAGAAGUAUCUGGAGUAUUUGGAGGAUGGGAAGGUUCUAGAAGCCCUGCAGGUGUUGAGAGGGGAACUGACGCCGCUCAAAUACAACACGGACCGCAUCCAUGUGCUCAGCGGGUAUCUGAUGUGCAGUCAUGCUGAGGAUCUCAAGGCAAAGGCUGAGUGGGAGGGGAAAGGGGCGGGGUCACGAUGUAGAUUACUGGACAAAUUACAGACGUACCUGCCACCCUCUGUGAUGCUGCCCCCCCGGCGACUGCAGACGCUGCUCAGACAAGCGGUCGAAAUGCAGAGGGAUCGCUGCCUUUAUCACAACACCAAACUGGACUCCAGUCUGGACUCGGUUUCUUUACUGCUGGAUCACGUAUGCAGCAGGAAACAGUUUCCUUGUCACACACAACAGAUCCUCACAGAACAUUGCAACGAGGUCUGGUUCUGCAAGUUCUCCAACGACGGCACUAAACUGGCCACUGGAUCCAAGGACACCACCGUGAUCGUCUGGCAGGUGGAGCCGGAAACUCAUCAGCUGAAGCUCUUACGGACGCUGGAGGGUCACGCGUAUGGCGUGUCAUAUCUGGCAUGGAGUCCUGAUGAUGUUUAUCUGAUCGCCUGCGGUCCAGACGACUGCUCGGAGCUCUGGCUGUGGAACAUUCAGACAGGAGAACUGCGGACAAAGAUGAGUCAGUCUCACGAGGACAGCCUGACCAGCGUCGCCUGGAACCCUGACGGCAAACGCUUCGUCACUGGAGGUCAAAGAGGACAGUUUUACCAAUGCGAUCUUGACGGAAACCUGCUGGAGUCGUGGGAAGGUGUGCGUGUGCAGUGCCUCUGGUGUAUGAAUGACGGUCGGACCGUUCUCGCCUCCGACACGCAUCAGCGGAUCCGAGGUUACAGCUUUGAGGACCUAACAGACAGAAACAUCGUUCAGGAAGAUCAUCCGAUAAUGUCUUUCACUGUUUCCAAGAACGGAAGAUUAGCUUUGUUAAAUGUAGCAACUCAGGGCAUUCAUCUCUGGGACCUGCAGGAUCGAGUAUUGGUCAGAAAGUAUCAGGGUGUGACACAAGGUUUCUACACCAUUCACUCCUGCUUCGGGGGACACAAUGAGGAUUUCAUCGCUAGUGGCAGCGAAGAUCAUAAGGUUUAUAUUUGGCACAAACGCAGCGAACUGCCAAUUGUGGAGCUGACGGGACACACACGCACAGUGAACUGCGUCAGCUGGAACCCGUGUAUUCCCAGUCUUAUGGCCAGCGCUUCUGACGAUGGCACAGUCCGCAUAUGGGGUCCCGCGCCAUUCCUGGACGCACAAGAGCUGGACGGUCUCAAUGAGACUGGCAGCAGUAUGGACAGUUGAUGGCAGCCGCGGAACAGACCACACCUUGUUAUAUCUACAAGAGAAAAACGUGAUUACAGCAUUCCCCUCCUCCACAACUACACAAGUGCAGACAUGAAAGAGAUUCGGAGCCUCGGUUUCAGGAGUUUAGAGGCAGCAGAGACCUGAUCUGUCUCCAUAGCAACCCGAUGGAUCGGAUCUCUUUCCCUUCAUGGGAUUCCCAUGUUCCCAUAUUACCUUCCAUUAGGCCUGAAGACGAGACCCCCAAAUUCUGGGCCGCUGCGCCAAUUAGUGAUAUCUCUGUGGGGGGGGGGAUUUAGGGGGUUGGAUCCAGGGUUCGGCCGGGUGUAUAAAAUCACAUUCAAUGUUUUUCUCUCUCUCAAUCCUGUCUGAGGAUAAACACUUUUUUUAAUGAAAUAGUCCUAGCAAUUCUUUCUUUCGUUCCUUUAACAGUUCACAGUUCCACAGUUUGGGCUUUUGGUGUUGAUGAUGGAGUGCUGUAGUUUGUUUUUUAUCUCUUAAGUACACAAAUGCGUUUGUUUCAGCUCCCGAACUCCCGCACCCACACCACAUCAGCAGGGGUCAAAGGUCGCAGUCUGGGCUGUUCUGAUCUGAGAGUUUGACUGAAUUCUGCUUCGGCCUCCCUACUGUAGCACAACCGUGUGUGUGCGUAUAUGUGCCUGAAUCUAUGACUGAUUGUGUGUGUGUGUGUGUGUGUGUGUGUGUGUGUGUGUGUGUGUGCGCGUGCUUGCAUCUGCGUGUGUGCGUGUGUUCAUAUGUGCGUUCAUAUGUGCCUGAAUCUAUGACUGCUUGUGUGUGUGUGGGUGUGUGUGUGUGUGCUUGCAUCUGCACUGUUUCAUACCAGCGAGAGCGUGUCCCUUGUUUAGCUGUAUGAAUAAUUUUAACAGGAUCUGAUUGAAGCCCCAGAGACCUUUCAUCUGUGGAACAAAAACUUGAGAACCAUUUUGUAUUUUUUUUUAAAAGAAUGUUAUUAGCAAAGUUCCUUUUUUCACCACUUACCUUAGAGGUGGCGUUCAUGAGAGAGACUGUUGUUAGUACAAAAAGAAAAAAUAACAAAAGUGACUGAUGUCGAAACGCACGUUCUGAUCUUCACUGUAUGCGCAAAUGCACAAAUAUGAAAACAGAGCUGAGUUUAACGCAGAACGUGUGUGAAACGUGCCGAAUGCAACAGCUUUAAAAGAUACUGUGACACUCGAACUGUCAUUCAGAUAUUCGGCUUGAGGAGUUUGUGGCGUGUAAAUGAUGACCUAUGCAGCGACAUUGAGCUGAGAGCCCCGAUGUAAAAUAUUUCUCGUAACAGUCAUACCAGCAUUAAAACAAACCGUCUGCACUACAUAUCCACAAAGAUUUCACGCACACGGAAGCUCAGUUAGUUCAGUUAUAUCAUCGGUUUACUGAUCUGAGCUGUUUUACACCAAAUAUAAAGCUUUUGAUUCCCCCGUUUUUGGUGACAACAAAUAUUUGCUAUGGACUGAUAUUAAAUGUUUGAAAAGAAUGCUUUUCUGCUUGUUUUUAUGGAAGUUUUUGUUACUUUUUUGUUUUGUUUUGUUUUUUUUGUUUACAAUAUUUUUUGGUUGACCUUAUCUCUGUAUCAUUAUAUUAAACUAUAACCAGACAAAUCGCCUCCUUUUUGAAUCUUUUGUUAAGCAUUAUUGGCAUGCUUUCCCUUUUUAACAAUACAUUUAUUGCAUUAAUCAUAAUUUUGUUGCCAUCCACAUAUGCAUUUCUUAGUCAUUGUGGUGCUUAAAUGUCUGUGUUCACAUGCAGAUGAGCUUCAAUUGAAAAUCUGGAUUAUCUAAAAAGUGGAAACUUCUGUUUAAUCUAGACACCUGUUUACCAAGAACACUUUACUAGAGAAAUGUUUUAAUAUGAGGGGUUCAACAUGGUCAAUAUCCUAAAUUCAAUAGCUUUCAUAGUAAAGCCCUUUGUGAAAUUCUUUAUGAGAGUUCCAACAACUAUUUCAGUUUUUAAAGGCUUGUUACAUAGGUUUUGAUUUGUAUCAGGAAAGGUCUUUGAAAUGGUCAUCAAUACUUGUAAAGCUUAUAGUUUUGCUUUUGAAUUUUGCCUAUUUACCCAAGUACUGUAUCGUGCCAUAAGCAAAAAAAUACAAUUGGUCGCUGCUGAAACCAGGCUAAAGCUGGUGCACUGUGAUUUUGGCUGGUCCUCAUUUUCGUAUAAGAUCGAAAAACAAGUCUGCUCAAUACAGCAGUGAAUACACUAUUGAUGGUUUUGUGAACCAUGUGCAAGAAAUUCUGUUAUGUUUUUUAGCAGGGGUCCUGCUCUCAUGUUUGACUGUAAGUGGGACGUGUUCUGCUGAUUGAGAAGUGACUUUCUCAUCAUGAUGACAACUCUAUCCAGAGGACCCACUUGCAUUAAAUGUGUUAUUUUCAAAAGUGAUUGUACUGUUUUGUAUUGUUGUGUAGGAUAUGUUAUGUAUGCAUAUGUUCAAUAAAGCAUUCAGGGUUUUCAAAGAG
This is a messenger RNA of Triplophysa rosa, 4597 nucleotides long. It is a transcript of the gene wdr26b, whose product is annotated as WD repeat domain 26b. The record is from RefSeq and is a predicted model, not a curated record. NCBI's taxonomy places the organism in Eukaryota, Metazoa, Chordata, Actinopteri, Cypriniformes, Nemacheilidae. Gene Ontology annotation, biological process: proteasome-mediated ubiquitin-dependent protein catabolic process. The coding region runs from base 354 to 2123 and encodes 589 amino acids. The transcript has 14 exons. Gene Ontology annotation, molecular function: protein binding. Gene Ontology annotation, cellular component: GID complex.